Messenger RNA from Epinephelus moara (kelp grouper), 1241 nucleotides. It is a transcript of the gene paqr4b, whose product is annotated as progestin and adipoQ receptor family member IVb. The record is from RefSeq and is a predicted model, not a curated record. The coding region runs from base 159 to 977 and encodes 272 amino acids. The transcript has 3 exons. Gene Ontology annotation, cellular component: membrane. Gene Ontology annotation, molecular function: signaling receptor activity. NCBI's taxonomy places the organism in Eukaryota, Metazoa, Chordata, Actinopteri, Perciformes, Serranidae.
GUCCAAUGAUGGAUUUCAAGGAACACAGUUUCCGGCUCGUUGUGUUCACGACCGUGCCUCAAGAGUCCUGAGUGUGGCCUCGUUUAGGAUGUAAAUGGUGAGGAACCUGUUUUGUACUGUCAACUAAAUGUGAGGGGCAUUGGCUACAGGAAGUAGUGAUGGUGCUUUGCGAAGGACCCCGGCUGUUGGACUUUGCAAAGACCCCUCAGCACCUUCAGUUCAACAAGUAUGUCCUGACGGGGUACCGGCCAGUGUCUACAGCUCAUGAGUGCCUCAGGAGCCUCUUCUACAUGCACAAUGAGCUGGGGAACAUUUACACCCAUGGCGUCCCCUUUUUCCUUUUCUUGGUGCUGCUGCCUUUCAGCAUCCCCUGGAUGGAGGUGGACAGUGGCUGGAUCUGUGUGGUCCACUACCUGGCCUGCCUCUCCCCCACUGUGGGCUCAGUGGUCUAUCACAUAUUCAUGAACCAUGUGGGAGGAGAACAUGUGUACGACACCCUGCUGUCCCUGGACAUGUUCGGGGUCUGUCUGGUUAACACCUUGGGUGCACUUCCCAUCAUCCACAUCACCCUCCUUUGCUACCCAACCACGCGACACAUUGCCUUGCUGGCCUACAUCCUCCUGUCAGCCUACGGCAUCUACUGUGCCACCACUGCCCGCACUAAUGUCCUGCGCCUGCGAGCGUUCGUCUGGCAGGCCCUGUUCCGCUUCAUCCUCUUCCUGUUCAGGGUUUACGGCAGCGGGGUGGGCAGCCCAAACUCCCUGCGCCUCUUCGUCAUCAUGGACUCUCUGGCUGUACUGGGAGGGCUGGUCAACAUCAUCCAGAUCCCUGAGCGCUUUGUCCCCGGCGCCUUUGACAACUGGGGCAACAGCCACCAGAUAAUGCAUGUCAUGGUCAUUUGCUCAAUUAUCUACCUGCACUGGGGCACACUGGAGGAUUUAGCCUGGAUUAAGAGCUACCAGUGUCCUACUGAGUGAUGCCAAGUGUAUUGAGCACACACAUGCAUGCACUGAAGCCUGCACUGAUAGAAAUGAGAUAUAGGAUUCAGCGAGGCCGUGAGGUAUAGUGGGAAGAGAGGCGAGUUGUUUCAAAAUGCACUUUAGUCUUAGCUGCGGAAAUUCUUCACAAGGGAAGUUUGCAAUUUGACAUUUUGCCAGCGCAGAAUAAAGAGGAACUGACAGUGUUGUAACUGUGGAACUCAAAUAUCAAUAUAUCAAAUUAAAAAUCCUGAGCACACUUGA